Messenger RNA from Vicia faba (fava bean), 738 nucleotides. NCBI's taxonomy places the organism in Eukaryota, Viridiplantae, Streptophyta, Magnoliopsida, Fabales, Fabaceae. The record is from the annotation of a GenBank genome assembly.
AUGGCAGAAGGAAAAGGAAGAGUUUGUGUAACAGGAGGUACAGGUUUUAUUGGUUCAUGGAUUAUCAAGACACUUCUUGAAGAUGGUUACACUGUUAAUACCACUGUUAGAGCUGAUCCAGAGAAAAAGAGAGAUCUUAGCUUUCUCACAAAUCUUCCGGGUGCAUCUGAAAAGCUGAAAUUUUUCAUUGCUGAUCUUAGCAAUCCAGAAAGUUUUAGUGCAGCCAUUGAAGGGUGUGUUGGAAUAUUUCACACUGCCACUCCGGUUGAUUUUGAAGUGAACGAACCGGAAGAAAUAGUGACAAAAAGAACUAUUGAUGGAGCUUUAGGAAUUCUAAGAGCAUGCAAAAAUUCAAAGACGUUGAAGAGAGUUGUUUACACUUCAAGUGCUUCAGCUGUUUCUUUUCAAGAGAAAGAAGAAGAUGUAUUGGAUGAAAGUUAUUGGAGUGAUGUGAAUAUUCUAAGAAAUUUGAAGCCAUUUGGUUGGUCAUAUGCAGUUUCUAAGACACUAACUGAGAAAGCUGUUCUUGAAUUUGGAAAAGAACAUGGAUUGGAUGUCGUCACUAUCGUACCAACUUUUGUUAUUGGACCCUUCAUUUGCUCUAAGCUUCCUAGCUCAAUUUAUGCUUCAAUGCCUUUCUUAUUUGGGAUUGGGUCCAUGAAGUUCAUUCCCCACAUGCUAGAUGACAUAGCAUUAGUUACUGCCAUUGUCACAUUCCUUACCCUCAAAGUGUCAUGA